Messenger RNA from Hymenoscyphus albidus, 545 nucleotides. Lineage: Eukaryota; Fungi; Ascomycota; Leotiomycetes; Helotiales; Helotiaceae. The record is from the annotation of a GenBank genome assembly.
AUGUAUCCCGCUUGGAAAAUUAGGGUACAUGACGCUGACAUGUCAAUACAGCUACUGUAACAGAUGACUACAGUCAAAUCCAGCAUCAUCACUGGCGAUCUCUAACGGCGAGAACAUAUGCCAAGAGCACCGAAAUCCACAAGCCCUGCGUCGAAAGAAGAAUCAAAGAAAUCAGAAAAAAGAUCUCUACUGAUCUCAAAACCUGUACUGACGAUAAAAACAUCUUUGGCGACAACGAGCACAACAAAGGCGUGGAUAACCUUCAAAGCAUUGUCAAAGCAGCCGUGAAUCUUGACCAGUUUCUCUGGCAGCAGAAAGCAAAGUUUCAGAUACAAUGGCCUCCAAGAAAGAAUAGAAAUCCCCUGUCUUUCGACUCUUUGUGGAUGACGGGAUAUGAGACUACCAAGUCCGAUGAGGAAAGGUUGAUGAGAGAACGAGUUGUGCCCAAUAUGUAUUGCGUGCCUGCCCUACUGGAAUGUGGAACUUCAGAAGGGAAUAAUUAUAAGGAAGGGGUUGUUAUAUCCAAGGCAUUGGUGGAUGUUUAG